AUGCUUUCUUUGUACCAACCAAACUUUGGAUUCAAGAAUAUGGAGACGUUUCAUGCUUCAGCUUCAAACACCAAAACGAAAAGAAAAAUUACAGAGAAAAAUAGAAGAGAUCAGAUGAAGAAUCUCUGUAAUAAGCUUUACCGUCUUCUUCCAAGUGACAUCUCCAAGGGAUUGUGCCCACAGCCUGAUAAAAUAGAAGAUGCGACAUAUCACAUCAAAAGCAUGGAGAAGAAGCUGGAGGAUUAUCAGGAGAUAAAGAAGAAGUUGCUGCAUGGCAAAAGACCAUGUUCAUCUGCUUCAAGUGAAUCUAACAACAGCUCAACGUUAACUGAUGUUGAAGUUCAAGACAUAGGACCUGAUGCGAAUAUGAUUUUGAUAAGUGGGCUGGAAGAACAAGCUUCGUUUUAUGGCAUUAUUCGCCGGCUUCAUGCAGAAGGAUUUGAGGUUGUGACUGCUAACUUUUCCAACACCGGUACCUCGACGCUUCAAGUUGUUCAUGAGAAGGUCAGUAGUCAGGUUGGAGCAUCAACAUCUGGCAGUGAAACUACAGCAGUUUCCAAGAGGUUAAAAGAACUGAUCUAUGGCUAUCCACAGGGCGAAGUUGAAUCGAAACUGGACUUGUUGGACUUUGAAAUUGUACCUGAUCUGUUAACUUCUGACUUCUUUGGACCUUUUGCAACAGAAAAAUUUUGUUUUCUGCAGCAAUAUUGA
Molecule: messenger RNA, 711 nt
Organism: Coffea arabica (coffee)
Lineage: Eukaryota; Viridiplantae; Streptophyta; Magnoliopsida; Gentianales; Rubiaceae
Source: RefSeq, a predicted model, not a curated record